Molecule: messenger RNA, 5625 nt
Organism: Plasmodium cynomolgi strain B
Lineage: Eukaryota; Apicomplexa; Aconoidasida; Haemosporida; Plasmodiidae
Exons: 4
Coding region: 1-5625 (1874 amino acids)
Source: RefSeq, a predicted model, not a curated record
AUGAUGGACGAAGAAUCAGCAACAGAGAAUAGAAAGGCAAAAUGCAAAGACAACGCCGCAAACACAACAGCACGUAGCGAAUACACACAAAAUUACAACGAAUGUCAAGUGAUGAAGAAUUCUCAUUUAAAAAAAAAAAGAGAAAGCUUUUUCCAAAAAAUUAAUAUAUUGCAAAAAUUUAAAAAUUACAAAAAAAAAAAUGCCACCGGUACAUUUCACGCUGGUCAUAACGCAAGCUCUGCAUCAGCUAAUGAUGAAGACAGGGAGGAAGAAACGAACAACUUAAACAAAAAGGGAAGUAGUGGUCAUGUGGACUACACAAAAAUGUACACCAAUUUGAAGAAGAACAAAAGCUACAACAUAAAAGACGAAAUAAACAGCUUGAAGCACAAGGCUCAAAUGCUGCGAAAUAACAUUUAUUUUAAUGGGAAAAAAAAAGCAGAUAAAGGAAAGCUAAUCCAUAAAAAUAUUAACUGCAGUAGUGAAAUUAUUCGUAAUGCAGACGAGAGAGAUUCUUCUUCCGGUGAGGCAAACUCGCUAUUAACAAAUUUUAAAAUGAAAAGCAACAAAUUGAAAUGUGAUGAAGAGUACUCAGUGGAGCAAAUGGGAAACUCGAGUAGGGCGCAGAAGGUGGAAAGAGAGUACGUCUUCGAUAGGAGCUCGGACGUCGAAGUAUGGGACGAGGGUGUUUUAAGUGACGAGGUGAGAAGUGUCCGCGGGAACAACACCGACGAGCAAGAGGGACUCAACUCCAACAGCAAUGUGAUAGAUUUUGACGAAUACGCGUACGAGGAGAAGAGGGAAGACGAGGCCUAUUUCGCUGAAUCCAGCGGGGCGGAAAGUGUAACUAGUCAGGGGAAAGUUGCCCCAAACGUUGGCGCAAGCGGUGAACGAGUUGAUCGGGAUGAACGAGUUGAACACGGUGAACCAGUUGAACGGGAUGAACGCGGGGGACGCAUCAAACGCGGUGGUUGCCACAAGGGUGAUCCCAAUAUGGAUCGCAGCGUAUGGCACACCCAGGGGGAGCCAAAACGAACAAGUGAAUUCUCCUUCUCAAGAAGAAAAGUCGAACUGGUGAGAAAAGUGCAAUCAAACAUAAACGAUAACGUGAGGACGAUUAAUAACUACGUUCUGUAUAGUAACAAUAUGGGGGGUGCCAAUUUAAAGGCCCUUAAAAGAACGGAAGCAACAACUACCCAAGAGGGGGGGAAAUUAACUAGCAAAGAAAUAAUAACUACCACUCAGUAUGAUAAACACACGACGAAUGAAGACAUACACAAGAGGUACACUAUAUCGAAAGGACACAACGAUGACCAUCACGAACGAGGGAAGAACGUAUUAAAAUGUAUUCCCAUCGAUAGGGAAGAAAAUCUGGCACAAAAGGAUAUCAUAAUAAAGUUAAUGUAUAACAAUAAUGGGAUUUAUUUUAACCAGGAUGAAAAUGGUACAGGGGGCGUUCCUUCAAGACGUGCCAGCACGGCUAAGGUCCCGUCAUACGAUAAAGUAAAUCCCCGUGUGUAUGAAAGUAAAUCUGUAAACGUAAACAGAAGUGGAAGCACAAAUUUGCAUCCCAUUCGGCAGCAAGUUACAUAUGAGAAGGUGACGAAUCAGACAAAUGGGAAUAAUGAAUUUGUUAACCCCAAGGAAGAAACGGAUGACCCACACCUUCGGAACAAUAACAUUAGUUUGCUACCCCCACAGGGGGGCAAAAACUACACCAACGAGUUGCAAAAAACGUACAGAGCGUUGUAUGAUAUAUAUGAAGGCUCAUGUGAAGGCUCAUAUGCAGGUGGUGUGCAAUACAAGGCACAUCCAAUGACAGACGGCAGGAUGAACGUGCUGCACCGCUCGUUCAGUCGAAGUGUGGACGGCAACACAGGAGUGAGCUCCUCGGUGCAAAGUAGGGGCAUUCCCCUGAAUAACAAAAUUGAUGGGAGCAGAAUAUAUAUGUGUCCCCUAAAUAGAAGCAAGUCCAUGAAUAAAGAAAAUGCACCCCCCUUUGAGCAUAUUCAAAAGGAAGCCUCCAAUUUGAGCGUUAAAGCUACCCACCAUGGUUACCUAAAUAAGGCUAGUUUGUAUGAUACACAUUUUAAUACGCUUCAUUUGAUGGAAAAGAGAAGAGAAUCCACGUUCAGGGGAAGAGGCAAUGGUAACUUCCUCAGCACGAGUGGAAUUGCAAACCGUUAUAAUAGCCCCAUUAAAAAUAUGUACACCUUAAUGGAUCACAAUUUUGUGAGAGGGAGGUACUACCCCCGCCAGGAAUGUCUCGCCAGUAAGUUUAAGGGCAGAAGCUACACCUUUUGUAAAGAGAACCAAGGGAGUAGCGGCUCCCCAGUGGGGGGGCAGCAAAGUGGCAUCAUGAAAAAGUCCUGUACAUUUCAUGGGUACCAGAAGGGCGCUCACAAGGAUGGACAACCACGUGGGUACCGAGGAGCCCCCCCUACGAUGACCCCUGUGGUGACCCCUAUGAUGACCCCUGCGGUGACCCCUAUGAUGACCCCUGUGGUGACCCCUAUGAUGACCCCUGUGAUAACCCCUAUGGUAUCCCCCGUGAUGACUCCUGUGAUGACCCCUAUGGCAACAGGCGUGGAAAACCCCAUAACCAUCCCCGUAGCAACCCCCAAGGCGCACACAUUGAACAACUGCAGAACGUCCUGCCUCGACGUCGGCGGAAAACCCCACCCGCGGAUGAACCAAAAGUGCAGCGCAAAUAAUGCGGCAAAUAGCUUAGCCCAAAAUGGGAAUCCUGUUAAGUGCCCCCAAGGGAACCCAACUAAUGUAGGAAGUUUCUUUUCAAGCAAAAGGGUUGCCAAUAACUGGAGGCAAAACGGCACCACUGUUGGACAAGCCGAACAGUGUAUGACAUACGGAGAAGGGAAACCAAAUGACAGCAGAAACGACUACAUGAGUAGCAACUUCUACACCCCGGUGGAGAGUUUAAAAAAUGAAAAAUUGAGAAGACUACAGAGCUAUUCAUCCAAGUCGAAGGCGCCUGUGUGCCUCUCAAAAAGCCAAGGGCAUGGGGCAAUACAGCCAAACAUGCUCGACGGGGACAACAACGGUGGUGUGAUGAAACGGGCAAAGAGUUUAAACCCAGCGAGGUCUUCUUAUGCCCACCCCGGAGCGUUGGACAUAUAUCAAGAGUGCUACUUACAAAAUGGAGGAGCACAUGGGGAUGUAAAUGGAAACAGAAAUGAUAACAAUAUGGGAGGAGGUCAUAACUAUAUGCACAGCGGCAGAGUAGACGAUGCACAGCCGCGUGACACCAGUAGCAGUGCUGGUAGCUCCUCCGUUAAAAAAAUUUUAGCGCACGAUGGGAUAGACCCCCCCUUCAUUGGCCGCCAUAACAGUGUUAAUGGUGGUGGUAAAGCACCCCUGGGUAGCUGCCAAUUAAGGGAAAACAAGCAAACCUUUUUUAGAAGCAGCUCGUCGAAUGAAACCAUUCGUGAGAAUUACCCAAUUGAGGAUCCCAAGCUUUUGGGAAAGGACAAAAAGAUGGACCAUCCCCCAGUUAGCCAUUCAAAUAACGAUGACGAUAUUGAGCUUUAUGCUGUCAGUUUGGAGCAGGACGGGGAAAACAGUGUGUGUGAGAUGGGGCAUGAAAAUGGGGAAGUUAUUAAUUUGGAUAAAGACCAAUAUGCGGAUUUCACAAAUGAGGAGACUCACCAAAAGAAUGAAAAAAGCGGUCAUCAGAGUAGCACUGAAAAGGUGGUUAGUUGUGAUGGGAACUGGGACACUCCAUCGAUUUAUUUCACGCAUGAGGGGGAAGAGCCCUUAUGGACUGCCCACAACCCUAAUGUAGAAAAUAAUCCCCUUGAGGAUGAAUACAACUGCGAGAAUGGCACUAACAGUUCGGAUUUGAUAGAGGAGAUGAGACCAGACAAGAAGAACAAAAUCAAACCCACUUCUAAAAGUACAAGCAGUCGCCACGGAAGCGAAACUGCAAAACAUUUUAACAUAGUAAACACUGUGGAGGAAUCUGUUCAGGAAUCUGUGCAGGUUAAUUACAACAUCGGGGAAAAUAAAAUUAACUACAAAAAGGAAAGCAUCGUAAGUUCCAGCAACGCGGUAUGCAUUGUGAACAAAUUAGAAGAUGAAGCGAUGAAAAUGAGGACGAGGAAAAGGGUUGGACAAAUGAAAAAUAAAAAUAAAAAUCCCAGAGGCGGUGAAGCUUACUCCAGUACAUCCAUUCAGCGGGAAGACUGUAACUUUGUGGGGUCUUUUUCGAGUAGAUCCGUUCCACUGUGGCCAGACUGCAACUUCGUGGGGUCCUUUUCCAGCAUGUCCAUCAAAAGGGAAAACUGUAGUAUUGAAAAGCGUUACGCAUACUUGGGUGAGCCCCCCUCGGAUGGGAAUGGAGCUCCGCGGGUUGGGAGCUUCUCCAGAAGGGCAGCUAGCGCAAGGGACAGUGUGAAGAAGAUGAAAAAAAUAAAAAAAAAUGGAAAUUUUUCGGAGGGUAAGCAAGAAAAAAAGGCUACUGCAAUUUCGUCCACCCGCGUGCAGCUUAAGAAAAACGAAAGUGCAGAAAAGAAAAAGAAAAAAAAAAGAAAAAACACGUGUACGAAGCGGAGAAGCGAAUCAGCCAUCGGUUCAGCCGUCGACGUAGCCAGCACAGGGGAGGAAAAUUCAAGCGAAAGGAGGGAACCCCUCUGGGGCCCCAAAAAGGAUACGGAAAAGGGAAACUCAGUUAACUCCCAUAUCAAGAGCAACCGAAUGAUGCCGCACAUGGAGAGUGCAAACAGUAACGCCAUGUCGAAGGAAAAAAUGUAUGAUGAAAAGGGGAAUUCACUAAAUAGCGAAAGGGAUAUAUACAUCUCACACAAAACAGACAUGGCACAAACAUCGCCAAAAGAUACCUUCUACGAACAAAUUAAACAAAUGAAUCAUAUAUUAAGUAAUAAAAACAAUAGCCAUUUUUUAAAUCGAAUAAAUUUAAACCAUUUAAUAACAAUUGAAAAAACAUUUAUCAAUACCAAUGUGUAUAUUAACAAACAAGUAAUUAGCCUUAGCACCAGGAGUACCAAGGGGGGGACGAGCAAAAGGGGAAGGAGCCCAAGUCCACAUGAUGGCAUUCUCUAUGAUGACAAUUUCAGCAUCGUUUAUUUAGAACAAGAUAUUAUUUACCUAAAGAAAAUUUUUUUAAAAAAAAUUCUGUCCAUAUUAUUAAGUCACGCGUCUUCAUUUAGAGAAAUCAAAAUAACCAUUCUGUUGUUAUAUUUUUUUGUUUCCUUGGAGGAAGGUAGGGUUAUAUCUCCUAGUGUCUAUCCCCUCAGCCUAAUUAAUUCUUUAAUACAAAAGUUCAAUUUGAAAGUACGCAAGAAGUUAAAAGGGGGUGGUGAAAUUGAAGAUGUCCCGCCUACCAGUUUUGCUCCCGCGUCUACAGAUGGUUACUACCACAACGUGGGCACACAGAGCGAUGCAUCGAAAAAGGGGCCCUUUGACUGCCUCUUCAUUUGCGAUGGGAAGAACUACCUAUGCGUGAAUGACAACUCGCUGCCCGGGAAAACGUACAGAACCAGAAUUAGGCUGAACAACCUCAUCGGCUACUAUCACUACAUUAACUUAAACAGGUUGACGUACUAUCUGGAGCGGGCCAGCCGCGCUUGCGGCAGGGCGGCAAAAUAA